CUGUGUGUGUGUGUGUAGGUUAUGUACGUGUGUUAUACUCUGGGGUCAGGUUAUACUGUGUGUGUGUGUGUGUGUAGGUUAUGUACGUGUGUUAUACUCUGGGGUCAGGUUAUACUGUGUGUGUGUGUGCAGGUUAUGUACGUGUGUUAUACUCUGGGGUCAGGUUAUACUGUGUGUGUGUGUGUGUGCAGGUUAUGUACGUGUGUUAUACUCUGGGGUCAGGUUAUACUGUGUGUGUGUGUAGGUUAUGUACGUGUGUUAUACUCUGGGGUCAGGUUAUACUGUGUGUGUGUGUGUAGGUUAUGUACGUGUGUUAUACUCUGGGGUCAGGUUAUACUGUGUGUGUGUGCAGGUUAUGUACGUGUGUUAUACUCUGGGGUCAGGUUAUACUGUGUGUGUGUGUGUAGGUUAUGUACGUGUGUUAUACUCUGGGGUCAGGUUAUACUGUGUGUGUGUGCAGGUUAUGUACGUGUGUUAUACUCUGGGGUCAGGUUAUACUGUGUGUGUGUGUGCAGGUUAUGUACGUGUGUUAUACUCUGGGGUCAGGUUAUACUGUGUGUGUGUGUGCAGGUUAUGUACGUGUGUUAUACUCUGGGGUCAGGUUAUACUGUGUGUGUGUGUGUAGGUUAUGUACGUGUGUUAUACUCUGGGGUCAGGUUAUACUGUGUGUGUGUGUGUGUGUGUUAUGUACGUGUGUUAUACUCUGGGGUCAGGUUAUACUGUGUGUGUGUGUGUGCAGGUUAUGUACGUGUGUUAUACUCUGGGGUCAGGUUAUACUGUGUGUGUGUGCAGGUUAUGUACGUGUGUUAUACUCUGGGGUCAGGUUAUACUGUGUGUGUGUGUGUGCAGGUUAUGUACGUGUGUUAUACUCUGGGGUCAGGUUAUACUGUGUGUGUGUGUGUAGGUUAUGUACGUGUGUUAUACUCUGGGGUCAGGUUAUACUGUGUGUGUGUGCAGGUUAUGUACGUGUGUUAUACUCUGGGGUCAGGUUAUACUGUGUGUGUGUGUGUGUGCAGGUUAUGUACGUGUGUUAUACUCUGGGGUCAGGUUAUACUGUGUGUGUGUGUAGGUUAUGUACGUGUGUUAUACUCUGGGGUCAGGUUAUACUGUGUGUGUGUGUGUAGGUUAUGUACGUGUGUUAUACUCUGGGGUCAGGUUAUACUGUGUGUGUGUGUGCAGGUUAUGUACGUGUGUUAUACUCUGGGGUCAGGUUAUACUGUGUGUGUGUGUGUAGGUUAUGUACGUGUGUUAUACUCUGGGGUCAGGUUAUACUGUGUGUGUGUGUGCAGGUUAUGUACGUGUGUUAUACUCUGGGGUCAGGUUAUACUGUGUGUGUGUGUGCAGGUUAUGUACGUGUGUUAUACUCUGGGGUCAGGUUAUAGUGUGUUUGUGUGCAGAUUAUGUACGUGUGUUAUACUCUGGGGUCAGGUUAUACUGUGUGUGUGUGCAGGUUAUGUACGUGUGUUAUACUCUGGGGUCAGGUUAUACUGUGUGUGUGUGUGCGCAGGUUAUGUACGUGUGUUAUACUCUGGGGUCAGGUUAUACUGUGUGUGUGCAGGUUAUGUACGUGUCUUAUACUCUGGGGUCAGGUUAUACUGUGUGUGUGUGUGCAGGUUAUGUACGUGUGUUAUACUCUGGGGUCAGGUUAUACUGUGUGUGUGUAGGUUAUGUACGUGUGUUAUACUCUGGGGUCAGGUUAUACUGUGUGUGUGUGUGCAGGUUAUGUACGUGUGUUAUACUCUGGGGUCAGGUUAUACUGUGUGUGUGUGUGUGCAGGUUAUGUACGUGUGUUAUACUCUGGGGUCAGGUUAUACUGUGUGUGUGCCAGCUGUGCAAUCUUUGUCAGGCCUGGUCAGAAUCAGGCCUGUCCUUAAGUCUGUUGCUCACCCUUGGAUCCUUAACUUUAUUCUUAACCUUGUUCUUAAGGUUUUGCGGUACUUUCCAUACAGUGACGUGCAGUGAGGUCAAAGACUGGUGAGGCUCUGGCUUUGAUACACCCAAGAAACACAUACACACACAUAUAGAUAUAUAUAUGUGUGUCCAUGAUGUUAUAUUGCUAAAUACACUCAGUGCUCCAUAUAGGGUGCAUCCAUAUCAAUAUGUUUAGUUUGAAAUUAUUAAAAUAACCUAAAGCCAUAUUUUUGUCCUGAAACUGCCAAACACUCCCAUUGGUUGGAGGUAAAUACCUGAGAGGGUUCUCCAUCUCAUCAAUAUUUAAAAUGUUCCAAGCUUGAUAUUUUUGCUUGAAAGUUGUGUUUGGAUAAAUCUAUCCUUACUAAACUGAAACAGUCACUACACAAAUUAACCUAAAAAAGUGCUGAUCUGACACAUGAAAAUGCAGUCACUUGAAAAUUAGGCCAGGUGUAAAUAGUCCAAUUUACAAAACAUAAAUAAAAAACAUAAGGGAAUACCAAGUCUUUCAUUUUAACCAUAGAUAAAACAAGAUAUAUGAUAAAACCCAAAACAAAAGCUUGUCCACUUCCUCUCAGCCAUCUAAUUACUUAAAAGAGUUUGCUUGCUUUGGCAAAAGUAAGCUUUUUGCUGGUUUUGUCAAAAUACAAAAAAAAAAAAAUUAUCAAGCUCAAACAAAUUACCUAUUUUGGGAAGCUGAACAUUUAUUCCAGCAAAAAGCAAACUUUGGGUCACAAUUAUUGCAUGAGAAGUUAAGUCAUAUUUACAAAGGGGUUUUCUCUCUGUUUUUGUUGUGGCUUAUAUCUUUGGAAUGGGUGAAAAUGACUUAUUUGGCUGACAUGUGGCAGUUUAUAUACACAAACACUCAUACAGAUUAGUUUAAUUAUUCAGGUAUAAAUAUAUUUAUGACAGCAACACAGCAAUUUGUCAGUUACUCUAUAGGGCUGAGUAUUUCAAGGCUUAUAUAGGUUGCAUUAAAAAAUCACAGAUCUUUAAAGCUCUAGGUCUUCAAAA
Messenger RNA from Bombina bombina (fire-bellied toad), 2925 nucleotides. RefSeq lists its product as uncharacterized. The coding region runs from base 22 to 1962 and encodes 646 amino acids. The record is from RefSeq and is a predicted model, not a curated record. NCBI's taxonomy places the organism in Eukaryota, Metazoa, Chordata, Amphibia, Anura, Bombinatoridae. The transcript is spliced from 4 exons.